Messenger RNA from Heteronotia binoei (common prickly gecko), 1550 nucleotides. RefSeq names its product acyl-coenzyme A amino acid N-acyltransferase 1-like. The record is from RefSeq and is a predicted model, not a curated record. Gene Ontology annotation, molecular function: fatty acyl-CoA hydrolase activity. Gene Ontology annotation, biological process: fatty acid metabolic process; acyl-CoA metabolic process. Gene Ontology annotation, cellular component: peroxisome. The transcript has 6 exons. The coding region runs from base 238 to 1500 and encodes 420 amino acids. NCBI's taxonomy places the organism in Eukaryota, Metazoa, Chordata, Lepidosauria, Squamata, Gekkonidae.
CUUUAGAAAAAAGAAACUUGGAUUUUAUACAUGAUGGGACCCUAAGCGAUUUUGGCAUGAUACAGAGAUUAGCAAAAGGAAGCUAGAACAAUUCAAAGCGUUUGCCUGAGAGAGGUGAACAAGCAAUUCCCAGCGUGCAGGGUGUGCAGUAUCCUUUCCCUUAGCUGCUUGCUUGCUGACGGACCUUGGUUCCCAAACAACAAAGAAGCCCAAAGGUGUCAUUAAAGGCCAACUAACAUGGUCCAGCUUACGGUCACCCCUGAAAGAGCACUUGCUGACUCACCAGUAUGGAUCCGAGCCUUAGACCUGACCCCCUCCCAGCCAGUGACCCUGCAUUCAUCACUGAUAGAUGAGAAAGGAGUGAAGUUUGAAGCCAGAGCCUUCUACUGGGCAAAUGAGGCUGGAGAAGUGGAUGUGAAGGAGGCGUCUGCUGUUGGCGGUGACUACAGAGGCGUGUGUCCCAUGGGCCUCUUCUGGUCCCUAAAGCCAGAGAAGAUGUUCCACAGAUUGAUUAAACGUGAUGUAAUAGGUAGUCCCUUCCAUAUCCAGAUCAGUCUUUUUGGUUCUUUUGUUCUGAUGCCUUCAGCAAAAGAUACACCACUGGCUACUUGUUCUAUCGAGAGGUGGUUUGUGGCCCCUGGAGUGGAACGGUUCCAGAUCAAGGAAGGUCAAGUUCGGGGGGCCCUUUUCUUGCCUCCAGGGCCUGGCCCAUUCCCAGGUGUGAUUGAUAUGUUUGGUGGUGGCGGAGGGCUCAUUGAGUUCCGAGCUGGCCUGCUGGCUAGUAAAGGCUUUGCUGUUUUGGCGCUGGCCUACUUUGCAUAUCAGGAUCUGCCACAGACCUUGGUGGAAGUGCGUCUGGAGUACUUUGAAGAAGCUGCCAAGCUGCUCUUAAAACACCCUAAGGUUAGAGGCCCAGGACUUGGAGUCAUUGGGGUAUCCAAAGGAUCUGAGAUUGCACUGGCCAUGGCUUCCUUCUUAGAGCAAAUAGUCGCUGCAAUCUGUAUCAAUGGUACCACAACUAUGAAUGGUGCACCACUUCGCUUUCGAGAUAUCUACAUCCCUGCCGUCCGCUACUACCCAGAGAAGUAUCUCAUAAACAGCAUGGGAGCACUGUGCGGCCAUCAUAUCGUUGGAGAUCCUCUGGAUGAGGCACAUCAAGACUCUGUCAUCCCUUUAGAGAAGGCCCAUGGGCCAGUCCUCUUUGUGGUAGGAGAAGACGAUAAUGCCUUCAGCAGCAAGUUGUUUGCAGAGCUGGCAAUAGCCAGAGCAAAGAAGUAUGGGAAAAACAAUUGUACUUUGUUGUCUUAUCCAAAGGCUGGACACCUCAUAGAACCCCCUGGUUCCCCAGUAUGCAUGUGCUCCUGGAUCCCACGUACUCCCAAACCUACACAAUGGGGAGGAGAAAUGGAGCCUCAUGCCAAAGCCCAGGAGCACUCCUGGAAGGAGAUCCAGAAAUUCCUUGAGCUUCACCUCGGUUCAGCUGGAAGCAGCAACAUGUAAUCUAAUUUUCCAGUAUCCCAAACGGAAUAAAAUAAAAAUUCAUAGCUCAA